Molecule: messenger RNA, 3659 nt
Organism: Solenopsis invicta (red fire ant)
Lineage: Eukaryota; Metazoa; Arthropoda; Insecta; Hymenoptera; Formicidae
Product: lysosomal alpha-glucosidase
Exons: 18
Coding region: 190-3300 (1036 amino acids)
Biological process (GO): carbohydrate metabolic process
Molecular function (GO): alpha-1,4-glucosidase activity; carbohydrate binding
Source: RefSeq, a predicted model, not a curated record
AUCUUACAGUACAGUGAUACAGAGAUGUGCAUGUGCAUAUGCGCAGCGACAGACUGCAGAAAGUAGUUUCAAGAAUUUCUUGAAAAAUAAUACACAUUAUUAAUCUAAAUUGUGACUUCUAUAAUAUCACAUGCAGUACAUAACUCACUGAGCUAUUUGUGGCAACAGUUUUUAUCAACAACUUGAGAGAUGGUUGCUUUAAAGGCGAAUGGACAGGAUAUUCCUGAAAAAUCAGAAUACCAUGGUGCAAUCCAAGAUCAAUCAAAUAAUCCUGCAGGAGGAUUUAAUACUAUCAUGAUUAAAACAUUAUGCAAUGAAGCCUACAAGCCAUCAACGAAAAAACAUGAAAAAGAGUGGAAUCUUGAUAAGAAUAUAAGACGAAUAAUAAUAUUAUUAUUCUUCAGCCUCAUCACAUUUUCUUUCUUGUUUUAUUUUGGUACACCACUAUUAUCCAUGAUUAUAAAUCCAUUAUAUACCACUGAGAGUAAUUACAAUGCCGAAAUGGAAUUUAUGAUUGACAUAAAUAAUGACAGUAUUGAAGAAACAAGGUAUCAGCAUAUAUUAGUGGAUACUCCAGAUAUAUACAUUGAAGAAGAAACGUAUGAUCGCGAAAUAGUGCCUUGGAACAAAGAAAGUGACUUACCUGAAGAAAGCACAGCUUUUAAUAAUGCUCAACAGUGUAGCAACAUUCCUGAAAUAUUGCGCUUUGAUUGUCAUCCUGAGACUGGAGCAUCACAACUUUCUUGUACAAACAGAGGAUGUUGUUGGAAUCCCAUUGGGGAGAACAAAAAUGAAAAGCACGUGCCAUUGUAUAUUCCUUAUUGUUACUAUCCUGAUGGAUGGGAUCUGUAUAAAUAUGUUAACUAUAGUCAGGAUGAUAGCAGUUUUUUGGGCUUUCUCAGCAAAAAGAAGGAAUCUAUAUACAAAAAUAAUGUGCCUCUUGUGAAGGUAGAAGCCACAAGCGUAAACGCCUCAAUUCUGCGUGUGAAGAUAUAUGAUCCCUUGAAACCGCGAUAUGAACCACCAUGGCCAAUUAGAUCGGAUCCAAAGCCAUUUUCGUACCAAGUUGCUGAUACAAAGUAUCGAUUUUAUAGUGAUGGUGUAAAGCCUGGCUUUAAGGUCGUUAGAACCAGUGAUGCCACAUCACUGUUUAAUUCUAUUGGAAUUGGAGGUUUCAUAUUUGCCGACCAGUUUUUACAAAUAAGCACAUUGCUACCAUCGAACAAUAUUUAUGGUAUUGGCGAGCAUAGAUCGAGCUUAAAAUUAAAUACUAAUUGGCAGUUGUUCACUUUAUUUAAUAAAGACCAACCGCCAACGGAAAAUGCGAAUUUGUAUGGUUCUCAUCCAUUUUAUAUUGUUGUGGAAGAUUCUGGAAUGGCUCAUGGGGUUUUAUUUUUAAACAGUAAUGCCAUGGAUGUGAUAUUGCAGCCUACACCGGCUGUAACAUUUAGAACGAUUGGUGGUAUCUUCGAUAUUUAUUUUUUCCUGGGGCCUACUCCAGCCGAUGUAGUGAGACAAUACUCGGAAAUUGUAGGUAAACCAUUUAUGCCACCUUAUUGGUCACUCGGUUUUCACUUAUGCAGGUUUGGAUAUGGAUCGUUGGAAAAUACUAAAGCAGUAUGGAACAGAACUAGAGCAGCUGGAAUUCCAUUUGAUACUCAAUGGAACGAUCUGGAUUAUAUGGACAAAAAUAAUGAUUUUACGUAUAAUAAAGAGAAAUUCAAAGACUUGCCUGAAUUUGUGAAGGAAAUUCACGCGGCAGGGAUGCAUUAUAUUCCAUUAAUAGAUGCUGGCAUAUCUGCUUCUGAAGAUAAUGGUUCUUAUCUGCCUUACGACGAGGGAAUAAAACAAGAUAUAUUCGUAAAGGACGGUAUAUCCCAUAAACCUUUCGUUGGCAAAGUCUGGAAUUAUGUUUCCACGGUAUGGCCUGAUUUUACGAAUCCUAAAACUGUUAUGUACUGGGCAAAUAUGAUGGCCAAUAUGUACGACAGUUUCACGUACGACGGUGCAUGGAUCGAUAUGAAUGAACCGUCCAAUUUCUACAAUGGUCAUAAAAACGGCUGUAUGCAUAAUAAUUUAGAUUAUCCGAAUUAUGUUCCAAACGUCGUUGGUGAUUUGCUCGCUACAAAGACUAUUUGCAUGAAUGCAAAACACUAUUUGGGCACUCACUAUGAUCUUCACAAUACUUAUGGAACGAGCGAAGCGAUCGCGACGAAUUAUGCUCUUAAGAAAAUUAGACAAAAGAGACCAUUUAUAAUAUCGCGUUCGACAUGGGUGGGACACGGUCAUUAUGCGGGUCAUUGGACAGGUGACGAUUAUUCAUCAUGGCAUGAUUUGAAGAUGAGUAUCUCAGCUAUUUUGUCAUUCAAUUUUUAUCAAAUUCCUAUGGUGGGUGCAGAUAUUUGUGGUUUCGAUGGAAACACAACCGCUGCAUUGUGUAAUCGCUGGAUGCAACUCGGUGCCUUUUAUCCAUUUUCUCGAAAUCAUAAUUCCGAUGAUACAAUUGAUCAAGAUCCAGUUGCUAUGGGUGACUUAGUUGUACAAUCGUCAAAAAAUUCUCUCAGAAUACGUUAUCGAUUUUUACCGUAUUUGUACACUUUGUUCUUCUAUGCUCAUAAAUUUGGAGUAACAGUGGCACGACCAUUAUUCUUUGAAUUUCCCAAUGACCGGCAGACUUACGAUAUUGACACACAAUUUCUUUGGGGAAGUGCGCUUAUGAUCAUUCCAGUUCUCGAAGAAAACAAAAUUGAGGUAGCUGCAUACGUACCGCGUGGUGUCUGGUACAAUUAUUAUACCUUUAAUUCUUUCUUCGCCAUCGGAAAACAUUAUACCUUAUCAGCGCCGAUUGACAGAAUACCAUUAUUGGUUCGUGGAGGCUCAAUACUUCCAACACAGAAAGCGGGUGUAACGACGACUGAGAGCAGAAAGAACGAUUUUGAAUUAAUAGUAGCGUUAGAUGAAACUGGGAAUGCUAAAGGACAACUGUAUUGGGAUGAUGGUGAUAGUUUAGAUUCUAUAAAAGAGAAAAAAUAUUUAUGGCUGUCUUUUAUUGCGAACCAAACUAAUUUAUUCAAUAAGGAAGAGGAUAAAGGCUUUUUUAAUGAAGAGGUAAUUCUUGGAAAAGUACAGAUAUGGGGAUUACAACAACAAGUCUCCAGAGUAUUUUUAAAUGGAAAUGAAAUAGGAUUUAAAUAUAAUGCUUUCACAUUCAGUCUUGAUAUCAUUGGCUUGCAAGUGGAUAUGAGACAACCAUUCGUAUUUUAUUGGAUGAUGGAAGAUCCAAAUGAGAAUAUUAAUUAAAUGCGAACUUUCUAUCAUUGUAUGUAAAUCUCACGACUUCUAACAACUAAUGUGAUAUAUGUGAUAUAUACUAUACAUAUGUUUUUUUUAUAAAUAUUCUACUUAAGUUGAUAUAUAUGUAUAUUAUAUAUAUAUAUAUAUAUUUUUUUUUUCCUUUAUAUAUAAUGUGUGAUAUUCUUGUUCAAUUAAUAAAACGUGUGCAAAUUUUCAAUUAUAUAAAUAAUGUAAGAGAUGCAAUUCUAUUGUAUAAAUAAUCAUACAUAAUCUCUAUUCAUAAGAAUUAACUAGAAAAAUGUUUAUAGAAAAUGUUGUGUAGGAAGGGAAGGAAACGCGCGAAUAAAGAAACAUGUUUAUUCAAA